AUGAGGAUUACUGAAAUUGUCAUAGAUGGCUUCAAAUCGUAUGCUGUGCGUACGGUGAUCUCGGGAUGGGACGAAGCCUUUAACUCGAUCACCGGCCUGAACGGCAGUGGUAAAUCCAACAUCCUCGAUGCUAUUUGCUUCGUGCUUGGUAUCACCAACAUGACCACAGUCCGCGCGCAAAACCUCCAAGAUCUUAUCUACAAGCGUGGCCAAGCCGGUGUCACGAAAGCCAGCGUUACAAUCGUUUUCGACAACCGGGAUACCGCGAAGUCGCCGAUCGGAUUUGAGGAGUAUGCGAAUAUUUCCGUCACUCGACAGAUUGUGCUAGGUGGCACAAGCAAAUACUUGAUCAACGGCCACCGCGCGCAACAGCAGACUGUUCAGAACUUGUUCCAGAGUGUUCAGCUGAACAUCAACAACCCCAACUUCCUCAUUAUGCAAGGUCGCAUUACGAAAGUCCUGAACAUGAAAUCAGUCGAAAUACUGUCGAUGAUCGAGGAGGCAGCUGGUACACGAAUGUUUGAGGAUCGAAGAGAGAAAGCGAACAGGACAAUGGGAAAGAAAGAGCUGAAGCUGCGCGAGAUCGAAGAGCUGCUGAAGGAAGAGAUUGAACCUAAGCUUGAGAAGCUCCGGUCAGAGAAGCGAGCCUUCCUCGACUUUCAACAGACGCAGAAUGACCUCGAGCGCUUGACUCGACUUGUUGUAGCCCAUGACUAUGUUCGUGGCGGCGAGCGGCUGAGAGUUGCAGGCGAAGAGUGCGAAAACAAACGUAACAAAGCGCAGGCACUCGAAGAUAACGCGCACAAACUCAAAAGUGAGAUUGCCCAUUUAGAGGAGGACGUGAAACGGGUGCGCGCAGCUCGCGACAAGGAACUCCGAAAAGGCGGCAAAUUCCAGGGGCUUGAAGAUGAGGUCAAGAACUACUCGCACGAGUUGGUCCGACUGACUACAGUUUUUGAUCUGAAGAAUGCAAGCAUAGACGAAGAGAAAGAGAAACGACGGACCAUUCAAAAUACGGUCACUGAUCUUGAGAAAAUCUUGAAGGAGAAGCGCAAGAUCUAUGAGAAGCUACAGGCCCAGUACGAUACCGCCAAGGCCGAGUUGGACGCACAAAAUGUGGAAGUGGAGCAAAAGGAGGAACUGCUCCAGACAUUGCAGACUGGUGUCGCCUCGAAGGAGGGCCAGGAGAGUGGUUACCAAGGUCAAUUGCAAGAUGCCCGGAACCGUGCAAGCAAUGCCGCCACAGAACAAGAGCAAGGAAAGCUCAAAAUCAACCAUCUUGAAAAGCGCAUCAAAGAAGAGGAGCCUCGCGCAAAGAAGGCAAAGGAGCAAAACUUGGGGCUUCUGCGUGACCUCGAAGGAUUGAAGUCUCAAGCCAACAAGUUGGAGUCCGAGCUGACCCGGCUUGGGUUCGAGCCUGGGAAGGAGGAGCAGAUAUAUCAGGAGCAGACCGAGCUUCAACGCGAUAUUCGCGACCUCCGCCAGCGGGCUGAUGGGCUCAAGCGCCAGGCAGCGAACAUCGAUUUCAAUUACGCAGACCCUUAUCCCAAUUUUGACCGGUCCAAGGUCAAGGGUUUGGUUGCUCAACUUUUCACCCUCAACAAGGACCAGGUUCCAGCUGCAACUGCUCUGGAGAUCUGCGCCGGUGGUCGUCUUUACAAUGUGGUCGUGGACAGCGCAGAGACCGGCACCCAGCUGCUUCAGAAAGGCAAGCUGCGCAAGCGAGUGACUAUCAUUCCCCUUAAUAAGAUUUCCGCCUUUAAGGCCUCUGCGGAAAAGAUCGGAGCUGCACAGAACCUUGCCCCUGGCAAGGUCGACCUCGCUCUAUCCUUGGUUGGAUACGACGAGGAAGUUCUAGCGGCGAUGAACUAUGUAUUCGGCAACACCCUUAUCUGCGAUGAUGCCGACACAGCCAAGAAGGUAACAUUUAAUCCGUCAGUUCGGAUGAAGAGUGUCACGCUGGAGGGAGAUGUCGGUGUUCUUGUUACCUUGCAAAAGCUCAACGAUAUCACCAAGGAGCUGCGGAGCAAAGAACGACAGCUCGCGACUUUGGAGGAUCACAUGAAGAGGGAAAAGAAGAAGCUCGAUUCCGUUCGCUCCAUCAAACAAAAUCUGGAUCUGAAGAACCACGAGAUUAAACUUACCGAGGAGCAAAUUAACAGCAACUCUUCGUCUUCGAUCAUCCAAGCUGUUGAGGAGAUGAGAUCAAACAUCGAACAACUCAAGAAUGACAUCGCCGACGCAAAAUCUCGCCAGGCCGAAGCAUCCAAGGACAUCAAGCGAAUUGAGAAAGACAUGAGUGAAUUCAGCGACAACAAGGAUAGCAAGUUGGAGGAACUGCAGACAACGCUCGAUAAACUCAAGAAGAGCUACGCCAAAAAUUCUAGCUCGGUCAAAGAGCUGCAGAAGGAAUUGCAGACUUCCAGACUAGACUCUGAACAAGUUGGAAGCGACUUGUCCGCGGCUGAGGAGCAAUUGAUCGAGUCAGACAAUACCCUUAGCGCCCAAGUACAAGAGAUUGAAUCACAAAAACGGGAGCAAGCGCGGCUGAAGGAUGCCCAUGACAUCGCACAGGCUCAGCUCGAUGACGAGCGGGCCAAGUUGACCGGCUUUGACGAGGAGUUGCGAGAAUUAGAAGAAGCUAUGAAGAGCAAAUCCUCUCAGAUCACCGAGGAUGCACUAGAGGCGCAGAAGCUUGGCCAUCAGCUCGAAAAGCUCCAAAAGGACCAGUACACUGCUAGUCAGGCUGUGGCUCACAUGGAACAAGAACAUGAGUGGAUUGCAGAUGAGAAAGAAAACUUCGGACGCGCCAACACUCCCUACGAUUUCCAGAACCAGAACAUUGCCGAGUGCAAGUCUACCCUACGCAACUUGACUGAGCGAUCCCAAGGCAUGAAAAAGAAAAUCAACCCGAAGGUCAUGAACAUGAUUGACAGCGUCGAGAAGAAGGAGGCUGCUCUUAAGAACAUGAUGAAGACCGUCAUUCGUGACAAGCGAAAGAUCGAGGAGACCAUCAUGAACCUGAACGAAUACAAAAAGGAAGCUCUCCAUAAGACGUGGGUCAAGGUGAAUGGCGACUUCGGACAGAUCUUCAACGAGCUCCUACCGGGAAGUUUUGCCAAGCUCGACCCUCCCGAGGGCAAAGAUAUCACGGAUGGUCUCGAGGUGAAGGUGUCCCUGGGCAAGGUCUGGAAGCAGAGUUUGACAGAACUGAGCGGUGGCCAACGUUCGCUCAUUGCUCUCUCAUUGAUCAUGGCGCUCUUGCAAUUCAAGCCCGCUCCAAUGUACAUUCUGGACGAGGUCGACGCCGCGCUCGAUCUGUCACACACGCAAAACAUUGGUCGACUGAUCAAGACCCGUUUCAAGGGAUCUCAGUUCAUCGUCGUCUCGUUGAAGGAUGGCAUGUUCCAAAACGCCAACCGCAUUUUCCGCACGCGGUUCAGCGAGGGUACCAGUAUUGUUCAGGCGUUGACUCCAGCGGAUUUGAAAUAA
Penicillium mononematosum is the source of this 3492-nucleotide messenger RNA. RefSeq names its product condensin subunit SMC2. Gene Ontology annotation, biological process: chromosome organization. Gene Ontology annotation, cellular component: chromosome. The coding region runs from base 1 to 3492 and encodes 1163 amino acids. The transcript has 6 exons. NCBI's taxonomy places the organism in Eukaryota, Fungi, Ascomycota, Eurotiomycetes, Eurotiales, Aspergillaceae. The record is from RefSeq and is a predicted model, not a curated record. Gene Ontology annotation, molecular function: ATP hydrolysis activity; ATP binding; protein binding.